AUGCCAGCUCGUUAUAUUGAUGUACCUAAAGCCGUUACUGGUGGCGGUAAAGUUGUUGUCGAUUUAAAAGGAAAUAUUAAUUACAAUGAAGAUACAAUCAAAAGAUUAAAUGAACAAUCAAUUCCCUAUUUACCUGCUUGGAAUAAGAAUGAGAAAUAUGAACCAUAUGAAUUUGUUGAAUAUCAUGAUCCUGCUUUAAGAGCUGACAAAUCAUUACCAAAUUUAUUCCCAACUGAUUCUAAGUAUGAAGUUUCUAAUAUUUCACCAAAAUUAGGUACUGAAAUUAAAGGUAUUCAAUUAUCACAAUUAAAUGCUGCUGCUAAAGAUGAAUUAGCAUUGUUAGCUGCUCAAAGAGAAGUUUUAGUUUUCAGAGAUCAAGAUUUUAUUAGUAAAGGUCCAGAGUAUGUUACUGAUUAUGUUCGUCAUUAUGGUGAAUUACAUAUUCAUCCAACUUCAGGUGCUCCAAAGAAUUAUCCUGAUAUACAUUCAGUUUUAACAGGUAAUACGGAUGAAGAUCCAUUUCAAAAAAGAACUAAUUUAGUUGCUUAUCAUUCUGAUGUUUCAUAUGAAUUAAAUCCAACAGCAGUUAGUUUCCUUGCAGUUACAAAUAGUCCUAAAGAAGGUGGUGGUGAUACAGUCUUUUCAGAUAAUAUUGAAGCUUAUAAGAGAUUGUCACCAUUAUUUAGAGAAAAACUUGAUAAUUUAUAUGCUAUUCAUAGUGCAGUUGAUCAAGCUAAUUUAUCAGUAUCUCGAGGUGGAGUUGUUAAACGUUUACCAGUCGAAAGUAAGCAUCCCAUUAUUAGAAGCCAUGUUGCAACUGGUCAGAAAAUUUUAUAUGUUAAUAAAGGUUUUACUAGGAGAAUUGAAGGUUUAAAAAUUGAAGAAUCUGAUUACUUACUUAACUUUUUGUACGAUCAUGUUACCAAAGGUCUUGAUUUUCAAAUUAGAGUCAAUUGGAAACCAAAUACAGUGGUUGUAUUUGAUAAUAGAAUUGUAAGUCAUAGCGCUAUAUUGGAUUUUAAUUCAAGUGAUGAAAAUGCUAGAUUAAUCGUUAGAAUAGCGGCUAAGGGAGAACGUCCUGUCCAUGAUUUAGAAGAUUUGAAUAAACCUGAUAAGAGUAUAGUUUACGAAGGUCCUGAAUAUUUAGGAAAACGAUUAGAGAAGUUAAAUAUUUAA
Messenger RNA from Insectozyma verbasci, 1176 nucleotides. NCBI's taxonomy places the organism in Eukaryota, Fungi, Ascomycota, Pichiomycetes, Serinales, Debaryomycetaceae. The record is from the annotation of a GenBank genome assembly.